Messenger RNA from Paramuricea clavata, 6816 nucleotides. Lineage: Eukaryota; Metazoa; Cnidaria; Anthozoa; Malacalcyonacea; Plexauridae. The record is from the annotation of a GenBank genome assembly.
CUUCGUGUUGUGCAGCUCAUGGUUGUAUCGAUGUAAAAAAAUUCACAACUACUUUAGGUUUCGAUUUUGAGGCUUUCAGCAAAGUAACACAGCUCCCUAGCUGGUGAUCGGUUGUCUUGUGUGAUGGUGAUUUUUAAUCGCGGCAAAUUUCUGGCUAUUUGGCGCGGGUUUUCGUCCCCGCCGCAAUUUAAACUGUUCCCGCGAAAUGUUGACCAAUCAUAUGGCUUCACGAUUGUUCGUCAAUUUCCGCUUCUCGUCGUGGCUUUGUUUACUUUUAUUUCCGGUGACACGUGCUGGCCUUGCAUUUCCGCCCGGGAACGGCAGAUGGUCAACAAAAAUUAAUUUUAUGCGUUGUUUAUAUUGCACGUUUUAAAAGUCAUUUUUUUUCAUAAUAUGUUUGCUGAAUUGUAAUUACAUAGUCGGCGGGUGCUGAUAAACUAGAAAAUAUUGCAUAUCGACUUCGGAACAGUAUUUUUAUUCACAUUUUGGGCUUAGAUUCUAUAUCAAUCAAUACCAAAGUUUUCUGCAACCUAUUCUUCCGGGGGGGUUCGAGAGGCGUGAGAUUUUUUCUGUGGCAAGGGCAACAACAAUACAACAUGGCGACUGGAAAUGCGAUUUCAAAAUUUUCUCAUUUAUUUGGAAGGCGUUCUGCUGUGGUUAUAGGGAUGAUUCACGUCGAUGCUUUACCAGGUAUAACGAAGAGAUAACAUUUACUAAAAGUCAUUUUCUACUGUAAAAAUAUAAAAGUUCUGCAAGAAUUAAGAAUACACACGCGAAUACAAGUAUAUAAUUAUAGGCUACUGGCUAGGACGUAUUCCUCUGACAGCUAUUAUUACUGCAUGAUUUAUGAAGCAAUAAACGCGUGAUUAAAAUAAAAUCAUUCUUCAUUUCCAACAGAAAAUGACUUCGGUGUUCAAUUCUAAAGCUAUUAUGCGCCUCAGUGGCCGCAUGUCCCAUUAAUAACAAAUUGUUCUGGUGGUCAUAAAUUUUUGUGUGAUUUCUGAUCCUAAAUUUUUUAAGGGGAGCAUACAUAUACAUACCCUGGUUCCAGAGGUUUAAAAUAAACCUCUGGUUGAAAGCGGCAAUUGAUUCAUCGAGCCGCGCCAAUCAGUUUAAAUUAGGGUCAGAUCCUGACUCUGUCUCCUGAUUGGAUGAUUGUAUUCAAGCUCUCUGAUUGGUUAUGGAUGUUUUAUUUGAAUCAAUCAGAGAGCUUUAAUACAAUCAUCCAAUCAGGAGACAGAGUCAGGAUCUGACCUUAAUUCAAACUGAUUGGCGCGGCUCGAUGAAUCAAUUGCCGCUUUCAACCAGAGGUUUAUUUUUCCUCUCCCCUUCGCAAUGAAAAUAACAAAAAUAAACCUCUGGAACCAGGGUAACAUAUACAACAUUGAUUAUUAAUAAGGAGAAAAAACAAGAUUUUUACAAUUUUUGUGCUUGCAUAUUAUAGUGGAGCAUGCUCAGAUGUUAUGAUGAAAACUAAUAAUUUUUACAUUAUUAAAUUAUCAAUUAUUGUUUUCCUUUAUUAUGUGUGAAAAAAAUAUUGCUGUAUUAAUGUUAUUUAGCAGAGUACUACAAGAUGUAUAAAAAUGGAGUCCCUCCUGAUUCAAACAUAAAUUUCAAAAAAAUAUUAUUAAAGGUGAUCUACAGUCCGUAUGUAAACAAAGCCUUUGUUUACAUUUUUGUGUCCAAAAUAUUGAGCUUUAUUUGACAAUUAUUUAUAUUUUCAAGCUUCUAGAGUAUAAUAAAUGAUCAAGAAACAACAAUCAGGCUUUUCAAGAACUCAAAACAUAGUUAAACUGUUUGUAUCAUAAAAAGUGGGCUCAUUUGUGCACAUGCGCAGAUCGGACUGUAGAUCACCUUUAAAAGCAAAGCAUUUAAAAUUUUAUAAUUCAUUUUAUAAAUUUUCAUUUUAAAUUUUAAAUUUUAAAUGCAUCUUUUCAACAGUGGGCUACUUUUGAAAUUGGAAUGAUUGGUUUCCAAAAAAGAUCCACACUCCCUCUACAGAGAAAAUUUUGUUUCUGAUAACAGUUAGUGUAUUAGGAUAUCCAAGGGGGAUAGAGGGGUUAGCUUUCAAUUUCUUCUAUAGGGUAGGUAUGGAUGUUUUCUGGAAUGACCCAAUGUUAAUUAAAUAAUAAAACAAGAAAUUGGCCAUUUCUGUAUAGGAACUCCAAAACACAGCCAGUCUGUAAGUGACAUCAUUGCUAAAGCAUGCCAAGAAGCUUCAAUUUACAAACAAGCUGCUGUGGUAGGAUAUUAUUUGAUGUUGUUUUCAUUAUGAUUAGCAGAGAUUUUAACAAUAUUUUCUUGUACCCCACAUUUUCUUGUACAUCUUUUGAUCUCUUCAUUCCAUAAUGUCUCAAUCUAACUGGCCUUUGUCUCUUGGUAUAUGUGGUUCUCAGCCUCACUUUGCUCACCUUCUCUGCAAUGUCUACCACCCACACCUUCUGAUCUCUUCAUUCCAUAAUGUCUCCAACUGGCUUUCCUUUGUCUCUUUGUAUAUGUAGUUCUUAGCCUUGCUUUGCUCUCCUUCUCUGCAAUGUCUACCACCCACACCUUCUGAUCUCUUCAUUCCAUAAUGUCUCCAACUGGCUUUCCUUUGUCUCUUUGUAUAUGUAGUUCUUAGCCUUGCUUUGCUCUCCUUCUCUGCCAUGUCUACCACCCACAUAUCUUCUCAUCUCUUCAUUCCAUAAUGUCUCCAACAACUGGCUUUCCUUUGUCUCUUUGUAUAUUUCUAGACCAUCUCAGUCUUAUGCCUUCGUUCACCUUCUCUGCAAUGUCUACGACCCACAUCUUCUGAUCUCUUCAUUCCAUAAUGUCUCCAACUGGCUUUCCUUUGUCUCUUUGUAUAUAUAGUUCUUAGCCUUGCUUUGCUCUCCUUCUCUGCCAUGUCUACCACCCACAUAUCUUCUCAUCUCUUCAUUCUAUAAUGUCUCCAACAACUGGCUUUCCUUUGUCUCUUUGUAUAUUUCUAGACCAUCUCAGUCUUAUGCCUUCGUUCACCUUCUCUGCAAUGUCUACGACCCACAUCUUCUGAUCUCUUCAUUCCAUAAUGUCUCCAACUGGCUUUCCUUUGUCUCUUUGUAUAUAUAGUUCUUAGCCUUGCUUUGCUCUCCUUCUCUGCCAUGUCUACCACCCACAUAUCUUCUCAUCUCUUCAUUCUAUAAUGUCUCCAACAACUGGCUUUCCUUUGUCUCUUUGUAUAUUUCUAGACCAUCUCAGUCUUAUGCCUUCGUUCACCUUCUCUGCAAUGUCUACGACCCACAUCUUCUGAUCUCUUCAUUCCAUAAUGUCUCCAACUGGCUUUCCUUUGUCUCUUUGUAUAUAUAGUUCUUAGCCUUGCUUUGCUCUCCUUCUCUGCCAUGUCUACCACCCACAUAUCUUCUCAUCUCUUCAUUCUAUAAUGUCUCCAACAACUGGCUUUCCUUUGUCUCUUUGUAUAUUUCUAGACCAUCUCAGUCUUAUGCCUUCGUUCACCUUCUCUGCAAUGUCUACGACCCACACCGUCUGAUCUCUUCAUUCCAUAAUGUCUCCAACUGGCUUUCCUUUGUCUCUUUGUAUAUGUGGUUCUCAGCCUCACUUUGCUCACCUUCUCUGCCAUGUCUACCAACCACAUCUUCUGAUCUCUUCAUUCCAUAAUGUCUCCAACUGGCUUUCCUUUGUCUCUUUGUAUAUGUCUAGACCAUCUCAGCCUCAUGCCUUCGUUCACCUUCUCUGCAUUGUCUACCACCUCACAUCUUCAUUCCUUAUCUUGCCCUUCAGAUAAAGCCCUCGGAUCCAUCUCGACAUUCCUAUCUCCGUCCUUAUGAGGUCCUCUUUUCUACUGCAUUUCAACCUUGUGGUAUAUCUAUUAUCCAAAUCUCUCACAUACAUACAAGUCAUGCAAUUCUAUCAUAUAACUCUCCAUAAUGCUGUAUAUACUUAUUGAUCAGUAGGAUGGCAUUAUGAUAGAAAACAUGCAUGAUACUCCAUACCUCAAUCAAAACGUUGGUCCAGAAAUCACGGCCACGAUGACGGCCGUUUGUUACGAAGUAAAACGAACAGUUCCAAACAUUCCCUGUGGUGUACAAAUACUAGCAAGCGCCAAUAAACAAGCAUUGGCCGUUGCGAAAGCGUCUGGCCUGGAUUUCAUUCGUGCAGAAGGUUUCGUGUUCUCGCAUGUGGCAGAUGAAGGCCUCAUGAAUUCGUGUGCUGGAGAACUGUUGAGAUAUAGAAAAAGCAUUUGUGCUGAGAAUGUGUUGGUUUUUACUGAUAUCAAGAAAAAACACAGGUUAGAAUGAAGAAACAAGUUGUUUUAUCCUACAGACGUAAUAACACACAAGUCGAUACAGGCCUGAUAUUAAAACCCCAGUCAAACAAGAAUUGAUGGGAGUUGGCGCCAAGUCACGCAUUGUUACGGGACAGUUUAAGUUCUAGAUUAACAAAAAAGGAAAAGCAUUAAGUUCCAACUCUCGCUUGACUUUGACCUCUCAUCGCGGCUCUCGUCAACUUUGAACUGGUUCAAAUUUUGGUGGGAGGUGAAGAGAGGUUUUGCUGCGCGCGGUAAUAUCCAGUCAACUCUCAUGCAACUCUUGUUCUCGUUUGACUGGGGCAUGAGAGUUGAGAAAAGUCUCAUGCGUUUGCAUCUCGCUUGCCAACUCUCAUCAACUCUAAUCCUCGUUUUACCAGAGCUUAUUUGGUCUAUUAAAUAUUGAGGAAUUUACUCAGAGGUAAUUUAAUGUAUGGGGAAAUGUUUCUGACAAAUGUUUAUUGGUUUGGACACCUUCAGGAAACAUCGGUCGGAAACAAUGUUAUCAUACCGUCUCACCGCAACUAAAGCGCCGGCCGCGGCGGAACAUAACAGUUUUGAAAGUUCGCGACAGACACUCAAUUUGAAAUAUAUAAAAGAAUUCUUCUCGACGUUUCGAAGAAUUUUUAUUUUUCAUGAAUUUAAACAAGCUGUUCGAAAGCCGGUUAGCUUAUUCCUACUCCAUCUUCAAAUCAAAUUUUCCAACAGUUUGUUUAUGAACUUGGACAUAUUUUGUCUAGAUCAACAAGUUUUAUUUUGUAACGCUUUAAGAUAAACGGACGUUCAGAAAUUCACAAACUGAAACAGCGGGUGCUUUGAACAACCGGUUCGAGUUGUAUAUUUUUGUAGCAUUGUUUCAUAGUUUGUCUGGUGAUCCAAUACUUAGCAAAAAUUACUUCCAUGUAAAUUCAACCACAAGUCAGAUACGGCAAACAAGUUGAUACAAGAAUUGUUCUAUCAGGAUGUGGUCGAACUGCUUGUUCGCAGUUGUUUUGACAAGUCUGAAAUAAGUUGUUAUCACCUUGUUACACGGUUGAUGGCGGUAACAGGCUUGUUGCAUAUUGUUUCAACAAGACUAAUACAGGCUGUUCUUUAGAAGUUGCUAUACGAGCCCGUGGUCAUUAGCUUGUGAGUUGUAACAACCUGUUACGUGCAGACUUGUUACGUGUUGUUGUAACAACUUCUUGGGAGUAUGUUGGCCUCAUCAACCUUGUUACAGGAUGAAAACAACUUGUUCCAAACUUGUCAACAACUGGGGACAAGCAGUGCAAACUCAUCUUGUUGACAAACCGUGAGAUUUUUACGCGUGUGUAUAUCAAAGCUUUCCGUUUUUCCAUUCUCAGUUCCCAUGCUAUUACAUCUGAUGUGAAUUUGCUCGAAACCGCCAAAGCUGCAGAAUUUUUUCUUUCCGAUGGCGUCAUCAUUACUGGAACGGCAACAGGAGACCCUGCAAACCACCACGACAUGCUUGAGGUGAAGAAAUCCGUGGAUUUGCCAGUUCUCAUUGGGUCUGGAGUCACUUCAGAGAAUGUGAACCAGUACAUCCAGGCUUCGGGAUUAAUCAUUGGGUCUUAUUUUAAGGAAGGCGGUCAUUGGAGUGGGCCAGUGGAUUUAUCUAGGGUGAAAUCUUUUAUGGCCAAAAUUGAAAGGUUAAGAGUUUAAAUAUUAGUGGAUUUCAGGUUCAGCAGUAUAUAUUCACAAUUGUGGACAUCUGUAAGAGCAAGAAAACUAACUUUCUCUCCUAUAUUUGUUACCAUCAAAUAAAUACAGAAUAGUUGACAGCAAUCUGCUACAUGAGUGCAUUACUCCAUUCUAAAUGUAAAUGUAAUUAAUUUAGUCUUAGUUUUAGGUAGGUAUAACUACAGAGAGGUUCAGAUUUGAUUUCCGUUACCGCUAACCUUGAGGACCAUUAACCAAUCAGAUGCAUUUGAUAUAUCCGAUUAACCAAUCAGAUGCAUUUGAUAUAUCCGAUUAACCAGUCAGAUAGGUACUAUUAAAGCCAGUGAGAGGUAGUGGUAGCGAAAUCUGAACCUCUCUGUUGGUAUGAUGAGUACAAAAUCGAAAAUUAUAUUAAUGCAGUUGUUAAUUUGUAUCCUUAUUUAUAUAAGACGGGAAAUAUCACAAGGUCAUGAUAGGGUGAUUUCGUGUGAUACGACGCAAAAAAAACAUGUGACCGGUUAACGACAACAUUCGCCGCGAAAAGUUAAAACUUUUCUCCGGUGGAGGACGUAGAAUAGAAGUUUCUAUUCAUGUUAGUGCCUGAUCCCCUGCUGCAAAAACAGUCUGGUUACCUCAAGCUGCGAGAUUGGCUGCGAAGAGCAACUUAGCAUGAGUCUGGGGGUGAGGAUGUGUCUAUAGUACCUGAAAAUCAACCUCGUAACCAGGGAUCAAUUUGAAAAAUCAAAAUCACUUUGACGUUUCGAGUGAACGCUAUUCAUUGGGAGGGCACGAAUCGAAGUUUUUUAAUCUUGUAUUGGGCGGUUCAGAUACAAAUUGAGUUCUGGUAGAAUACUACCUCUACUCCACUGCCCCCA